Messenger RNA from Penicillium canariense, 624 nucleotides. Its product is annotated as E2 ubiquitin-conjugating protein UBC8. The transcript is spliced from 6 exons. Gene Ontology annotation, cellular component: nucleus. Bases 1 to 624 code for a protein of 207 amino acids. Gene Ontology annotation, molecular function: ubiquitin conjugating enzyme activity. The record is from RefSeq and is a predicted model, not a curated record. Lineage: Eukaryota; Fungi; Ascomycota; Eurotiomycetes; Eurotiales; Aspergillaceae. Gene Ontology annotation, biological process: protein polyubiquitination; ubiquitin-dependent protein catabolic process.
AUGAGCAGUCCCAAACGAAGAAUCGAGACAGAUCUGACGGUUGGAAAUAGGCUCAUGAGUGACUAUGAGGUGACUCUGGUCAAUGACAACAGUGAUGUAUGGACUCAUCCCCCUGAGAGAAGCCUCGUCAAAUGUCUGAUGAUGGUAUAUAGGCAAGAAUUUUACGUCCGAUUCAAGGGACCGGAAGAGACACCAUUCGCCGGGGGCCACUGGAAGAUCCACGUGGAAUUGCCCGACCAGUAUCCCUACAAGAGUCCCAGCAUCGGAUUUGUGAACCGAAUCUUCCAUCCGAACAUCGAUGAGCUAUCGGGAUCAGUCUGCCUCGAUGUCAUCAACCAGACAUGGUCGCCCAUGUACGACAUGCUCAACAUCUUCGAAGUCUUCCUGCCUCAAUUACUCCGCUACCCCAACCCGUCGGACCCACUCAAUGGCGAGGCCGCAGCGCUGAUGAUGCGCGAACCCAAGGGCUAUGAGGCGAAAGUAAAAGAAUAUGUUGCCAAGUACGCCAGUAAAGAGGCGGUGGAUGAGGCAGGCGAGGACACCGAGUCCGAAGACGAGCUCAGCUCCGCCGGCAGCUACGAGUCUGGUGGUGAAGAGCCUGCCGGGGCAAUGGACGAUGUCUGA